AUGUCAGGCUACCCUGGACAGUACGGCUACGGCGGCGGCGGCGGCGGUCAUGAAGGAGGCUACGGUGGUGGAGGUUACGGCGGCGGCGGCGGGUACCAGCCUCCCUCCGGUCCGCCCCCCUCUCAUCACGGCGGCUACGGCGGAGGCUACAACCGGCCUCCUCCCGGUCCCCCGGACGGCUACGGCAACUACAGAGAAGCGCCGCCCAACCCCAACCCCGACAACAGCUACAUCGGCAGAUAUCCCGCUCCCUCUCACCCUCCUCCUCCCGGCCUCGAUGUCUACGGCUACCCUGUCAACCAGGGCCACCAGGGAAGACCACACAUGCCCACCGUCAACUCCAACGACUGGGCCCACGGAAACAGAGCCGCGCCCCCUCCCCCUCCCUCAGGAAUUCAGCAGUUCGGCCACGGCGCCCCCGAGGGCUACGGCUUCCAGUACUCCAACUGUCAGGGUAAGAGGAAAGCCCUCCUCAUCGGCAUCAACUACUUCGGUCAGGACGGCGAGCUGCGCGGCUGCAUCAACGACGUUAAGAACGUCUCCGCCUUCCUCGUCGAGCGCUAUGGCUACAACCGCGCCGACAUGGUUGUCCUCACCGACGACCAGCGCGAGCCCAUGGGCCAGCCCACCAAGCAGAACAUCCUGCGCGCCAUGCACUGGCUCGUCCAGGGCGCCCAGCCCAACGACUCGCUCUUCUUCCACUACUCGGGCCACGGCGGCCAGACCGAGGACAUCGACGGCGACGAGGAUGACGGCUAUGACGAGGUCAUCUACCCCAUCGACUUUAAGGAAGCCGGCCACAUCGUCGACGACGAGAUGCACCACAUCAUGGUCAAGCCGCUGCAGCCCGGUGUCCGCUUGACGGCCAUCUUCGACUCGUGCCACUCCGGCUCCGCCCUCGACCUGCCGUACAUAUACUCCACCAAGGGCGUCCUCAAGGAGCCCAACUUGGCCAAGGAGGCGGGCCAGGGUCUGCUCAACGCCUUCCAGGCCUACACCUCCGGAGACCUCGGCGGCGUCGCCAGCUCCAUCUUCAGCUUCGGCAAGCGCGCCAUCGCCGGCGACGACGCCUACGAGCGCACCAAGGAAACCCGUACCUCCCCUGCCGACGUCAUCAUGUGGUCCGGCAGCAAGGACAGUCAGACAUCAGCCGAUGCCAACAUCGCAAACCAGGCCACCGGCGCCAUGUCCUACGCCUUCAUCUCGGCCCUCAAGGCGAACCCUCAGCAGAGCUACGUCCAGCUGCUCAACAGCAUCCGUGAUGUGCUCGAGGAGAAGUACACCCAGCUGCCCCAGCUUUCCAGCAGUCACCCGAUUGACACCGAUAUCCUGUACGUGAUGUAA
This is a messenger RNA of Colletotrichum karsti, 1344 nucleotides long. RefSeq names its product caspase domain-containing protein. Gene Ontology annotation, biological process: proteolysis. Bases 1 to 1344 code for a protein of 447 amino acids. Gene Ontology annotation, molecular function: cysteine-type endopeptidase activity. The record is from RefSeq and is a predicted model, not a curated record. Lineage: Eukaryota; Fungi; Ascomycota; Sordariomycetes; Glomerellales; Glomerellaceae. The transcript has 4 exons.